CACACACACACACACACACACACACACACACACACACACACACACACACACACACGUACACACACGCAGACGCACACACACGCAAGCAGGGCCGGGUGUUAGGGGGCAGGAGGCGCGCUCCGACGACGACCAGGCGGCAUGGGGAUGGGGAUGAGGGUGCUCGUGUUUUUGAGCUUGGUUCAGAUGGCUGUGCUGGUGCCGAGUUUGGGGCCCUCGACGACGCUGGAUGUGGUGGAGAGUACCACAACGCUUGUGCUUCAGGAGAGCAGCAAGCCGGAACAUGAGACGAGCUCGGUCAUGCCUACCAAGACCAGCACCACCGAGACCAUCCCUACCCAACACAGCACUGAGACCAGCACCGACUUGACGGUUGCGGAGCAACAAACCAGCGGCAAGACCGAGCCACCGCUUGCUGGCUCCACCUUUGCGCCCGUCGCUGCCCAAACCAUCGGCACCAAAGAUGAAGAAACGAUGACGGCUGGUGUGCGCAACGAGGAUCGACUGCGUGACAUGUUGGGCAGCAAGUUUCAGACUGGACUCCUUUUGGUGGUAUGCUUGCCGCAACCCACACUACAGCCUGGGUCCCGGAGACCCUCAGUUGGGCCGCACCGCCUUGCCUCCAUAAUGCUGGCCCUUCUCACCUCAGCCACCUCGUUCUCGUGGUGCUCGCAGACCACCUUGGCCUGUGUGGCAGUCAUUGCCUUUAUGGUCAUCCAAUGGCGCCGUGUUCGAGGUUUUCGCUCUUACCGCUUUGUGCAAGGCAGCGACAUUGAAAGCAUCGAGCUUCCCGUCAUCAACUCCAGCGACCAGGAAGACGACGAUGAUGACACCCACCACAGCAUGUACAUGCGCUGA
Molecule: messenger RNA, 855 nt
Organism: Monosiga brevicollis MX1
Lineage: Eukaryota; Choanoflagellata; Craspedida; Salpingoecidae
Exons: 2
Coding region: 139-855 (238 amino acids)
Source: RefSeq, a predicted model, not a curated record